Gossypium raimondii (Peruvian cotton) is the source of this 669-nucleotide messenger RNA. RefSeq lists its product as uncharacterized. The transcript is spliced from 2 exons. The coding region runs from base 1 to 669 and encodes 222 amino acids. Gene Ontology annotation, molecular function: nucleic acid binding. Lineage: Eukaryota; Viridiplantae; Streptophyta; Magnoliopsida; Malvales; Malvaceae. The record is from RefSeq and is a predicted model, not a curated record. Gene Ontology annotation, biological process: DNA integration.
AUGGGGGUACCUGUCUCAAUCAUUUUUGAUCGAGAUCCUCGUUUCACGUCUCGGUUAUGGAAGAAGCUUCAUGAGGCUCUGGGUUCAAGAUUAGAAUUCAGUACUGCUUUCCAUCCUCAGACAGAUGGUCAGUCAGAGAGGGUGAUUUACAUACUGGAGGACGUGUUGAGGAACUAUGUUAUUUAUUUUCGAGGCAGUUGGGAGGAGUACUUGCCCUUAGCGGAGCAGAAAACGUAUGCGGAUCUGAAAAGUCGUGGGAGCAAGUAUUUUGUGGGGGACAUAGUUUUUCUCAGGGUCUUGCCAUGGAAAAAGGUUCUAAGGUUCGGUUGUAAGGACAAGUUGAGCCCUCAAUUUCUGAAACUUGUGAGACCUGUCGCUUAUCAGUUGGAGAUACCUUCGGAGUUGGACCACAUUCAUGAUGUUUUUUACGUCUCGAUGUUGAGGUGCUACCGCUCUGAUCCCAUGCAUGAUGUUUCUGUUGAGGAGAUUGAGGUUAGACAAAACUUGACCUUCGAGGAGGAUCCGGUUCGGAUUCUAGAGUGUGAUGUAAAAUUCCUUCGGAAAAAGUCUAUUCCCUUAGUGAAGGUUCUAUGGCAUAAUCAUAUCACUAAGGAGGCCACGUGGGAGCUUGAGGAUGCAAUGCAUCAACAAUAUCCUUAUCUGUUUUGA